ACACACACGCCCACAGUCACUUCUCCCGGUUGCUUGCAGAAGAUGGUGGUGUCUGCCUCCUGCUGACAUUCGUCCACGAGCUCGGAAAGCGCGCGGAGCAUUUCAGCUGAACCUCGUGCUCAAAAUGGUUGGACGACGAGUUGUGGUGGCUGUGUGGACGGCACGUGGGGCGAAACUGUCACAUUAGUCUCGGAUUAAAGGUGGAGCGAUUAUUUGGAGGGGGGGUUAUGACAACGUUUCCCCCCUCAUUCCUUCCAGGUCGAUCAAAGUGUCUGGAUCAAAGCGGCGCUCUGCCUUAACCUGUGAGACUGAGGUGUGGGGGGGAGGAUGCAGAGAGAGGGAGGGGGGGCCCUUUAAUCACCUGCACCCGUCUGGCUUUUUCAAAGGGAGACCAGGCUGUCAAAGUUUUUAAUUUUUUUUUUCCAAAUUAACAGAAGGAGCAGCAGACCUCUUCCUCGCCUGCCUUUUCCUUUCCCCCCUCCCCUUUUCCUUCCUGUGGACGCACGCGGGACAAUCUAGGUUGGUGACAUGUGGUGUGACUGGAUUAUACCAAAGAGGCAUUGAUGCAAUUUUGAAACUGAAAUUGCAGCAAUAAAUCCACACAUUUUUUUUCGAAACCUGCGACUUUGUGGACACUGGAGGGUUUGGAAUGAAAACCCUAGUCAGUUUUUAUACCUACAGUUCCAACCAGGCCUUAUGGGAAUGAUUAUGUGGGUUUUUUCUUAAGCCUCGAAACCAUUUUUUACACUAGUCUUCCUAAUAUAAAUAUUUUUUGUUGUUGUUGACUAUGGUUUAUAUGCCUUUUGCUCUGUUUUAUACACAAAAAAGGUCUUGUUCUGCAAAUAUUUUUGUUUAUGCUCCAUGGAAAUGAAGUGACACAAAGAGGCAAUAAUAAUAGAACAGACUGGAAAAAGUAUUAACUGUUUUAUGAGGAUAUAUGGUGACGCCUCCCUUUUCCCAAAUUAUUCGGUACUUUUUUUUUAACUCUACUUUCUAUUUGAGGCAGUGUUUCAAAAUUUUUCCAAUGAGCAAAGCAAAGUGUGGGCUGCUGAGUUGACUUGGACUGGAACAGAGUGCACUGCAAGUAAACCUUGCCGUCUCAAGUGCUUCAAAACAGACGGGAAUGUAGAGGAAUGCAGGCAUUGACGUCAAGAGGUGCAAUAAUGAACUACUCAAAAACCCUGGAUGGUCUGCUUGCCUUGCUACAGCCAAAACCCCUCAUGUUUUUGUUUGUGCUCUGUUUCACGCUUCUCUCAAUGCCCUGCUAUAGUCUGCACACUUUGCCUUACUUUUUCAUCCAUGUUUUCAUGUAAAUGACUGUGCCUUUUUCAUCGUUUUUGAGACCUGGAUAGAGAAAGACCCAACAUGGCAUCACCCCAACAUCAGCAGUUGCUGCCUCACCACACAGAGGUGAGCUGUAACUCCAGUGGAGAUGGGGGAGUCUCAGUGAAAAUUGGCGGCAGUGUCAAGCACAAGCAUGGAAUUGGGCCGCUGGGUUCAAUCGGAGGAGGCUUUAUCGUGGGAGCCAAGCACUGCAAAUAUAGCAUUUCUUCCAGCUGCAGCUCUGGAGAGUCUGGAAUGAAGAGGACAGUGGUCAAGAAUUUUCGAGCUCAAAGGAAGAUGCCUCAACUUUUCGAGAGAUCUGCAGGCCAUUUCUGGGAUCCGAAGUUUGACUCCUCUAUCCUAGAGGAGGCCUGUAGGGAACGUUGUUUUCCUCAGACCCAGCGGCGCUUCCGCUAUGUGCUCUUUUACCUGGCGGCUGCUGCCUUUCUUUGGGGAUUGUACUUUGCUGCCAACCCUUCCCGCUGUGACAGGGUGGUGUUUCUUCUUCCCAUCGCUUCUUUCUUCAUUUUCUGUUUUCUUAUCUUUCUUCUAACUUUCACCAGGCUUUACUCUCGUUGCUACAAUCAGGCAUCGCUGCUGCUCAUUCUUGUAACAUUCAUCCUGACCCUGGCUCCCCAGAUUCAGACAUUUAGCUUCAAAGAAGAUGUGGAAGAAUUUAGUGUUGUGGAGACAUUCUACAACCAUUCCAUUGAUGCAUCUGUGGGUAAUUUGACCAUAACCCGGUGUCUAUCUCCUGUAGGCACCUUUUCCCUUUGCAUUGAAGUUCUACUAUUGCUGUACAGCGUUCUGCAUGUCCGACUGUACGCUUCUGUACUGCUUGGGUUACUCUACUCUGUGGUUUUUGAGAGUUUGGGCUGGAUGCACCUGAGCCAGGUAGAUGGAGACCAGAGCUCAGAGUGGGCGACAUUAACAUGGUUGGGACCAGCCAAAGCCUUGCUCCAUCUCUGCGCUCAUGCCAUUGGGAUGCAUCUAUUCAUCAUGUCUGAGGUGCGAUCACGCAGCACUUUUCUUAAAGUGGGACAAGCCAUCAUGCAUGGCAAAGAUCUGGAGGUGGAGAAGGCUUUGAAGGAGCGUAUGAUCCAUUCUGUCAUGCCCAGACUUGUGGCUGAUGAAUUGAUGAAGCAGAGCGACGAGGACAUUGGGGAUAACUCUGCAAAGCGAUACUCCACAAGUGGGGCAGCUGCCGUCAUCUCCAGCCCAAAAAGCAACAAACGUAAGAAAACCUCCAUCCCAAGAGGCCAGAUCAUCUUCAGACCCUUCAACAUGAAACGGAUGGAGCCAGUCAGCAUCCUCUUUGCAGACAUCGUGGGCUUCACUAAAAUGUCUGCCAACAAAUCUGCCCAUGCCCUUGUGGGGCUUUUGAAUGACUUGUUUGGGCGUUUUGAUAGACUUUGUGAGAUCACGGGGUGUGAAAAGAUCAGUACUUUAGGAGACUGCUAUUACUGUGUAGCCGGAUGUCCAGAACCCAGACCAGAUCAUGCCUACUGCUGCGUAGAGAUGGGCUUAGGCAUGAUUCAGGCGAUUGAGCAGUUCUGCCAGGAGAAGAGGGAAAUGGUCAACAUGAGGGUGGGGGUUCACACUGGCACGGUGCUGUGUGGCAUCCUGGGCAUGAAGCGCUUCAAGUUUGACGUUUGGUCAAAUGACGUUAAUUUGGCCAAUCUGAUGGAGCAGCUGGGAGUGGCUGGAAAGGUCCACUUAUCACAGGCUACCGCCAAGUUCCUGGAUGACCGGUACCGGCGUGAAGACGGACAGGUUGUUGAAAGGAUUGGACCAAGUGUGGUGGCGGAUCAACUCAAAGGCCAGAGGACCUACCUGAUUUCUGGCAGAAGGGAUGAGCUUCACUCUCACUGCAGCUGCUCCCGAAUGGAAUCGUCUGUUCCAGAAGAUCAUCAGUGUCCCAUGCCCAGUGCACUCACGCCUGAUGGAGCCCCCCCAGCAUGCACUCUUCCUCCAGACAAAACCAAGCCCCCUUGUCUGCCCUGCAGUGUGGCCCUGAUAGCAGGGGAGGAUCAGGUUCUGGAGUUGGUACACAAUGGCUGCCAUGAUGAUCACAAAACCAACAACAGCGAGGACUCUUCAAAUCUAAAGUGCUCCCCAGCAGCUUCUUUUGGGCGCAGCCCCAAGGCAGUGAAUGGCCUGCUCAGCCCUCAGCUGGAAGCACUGAAUAACAGCCAGACAUCGCUAUGUGAGAUGCUGCAGGAGAAGGAGAAGAAGACAUGGAGCGGGGCAGGUAUGGGCAUGGAUCACUCGGCGCUCAUCCCUCUUCGAUCCAAAAACUUCAGAGAAAGGAGCGAUGCUCACUUUGUGGAUGUGAUCAAGGAGGACAGUCUUAUGAAGGACUAUUUCUACAAACCUCCCUUAAACAAGCUGAGUCUCACCUUUCUGGAGAGAAGCCUUGAAUCUGCUUACCGAAUAAGCUACCAGGAAGAGGUGGAGAACCAGGCAGCGGUGCGCACGUUCGCCAGCCCAACAUUCAGCUCUUUCCUGGACAUGCUGCUGUGCUGUUUGGUAUUUCUGGCUCUCUCUCUGGCCUGUUUCCUCCGAGCACUUGUUGACCCGCAGAGCAACAAGCUGUCCACACCAGCACUCAUUCUGACAGCUGCAGCUGCACUGCUAGAGGCUCUGGCUCUGCUAUUUGCUGUUCGUAUGGCCUUCUUUCUGGACAGUGUGUUGACUUGCACUCGGGGGCUAAUGACAGCCAUCUCAGGCUGGAUGGCGCGACACUUCAUUGGAUCGGUUCUGGUGUCUCUUCCCACCGUGGCAGUCUUCUCACACGUCACUUGUGAUGUGGUUUUCCCCACUGAGUUCAUCUGCUGUGCCAUCAUCAUAGCCAUUAUUCAGUACUGUAACUUCUGUCAACUUUGCUACUGGAUGCGCUCCACAAUAGCAACACUGGUGGGGCUGGCUAUGGUUACACUGCUCUUCAGUUUCCCUUGCAGUCUUGCUGAGGGCCUGUUUUCAUGGUCUAACACCAACAACAAGAGCAACAUUAGUAACAACAGCAACAAUAGUUCCACUCUCUUCUCUGACUAUCGACCAAUCCCGAACCAGGAUUUAGCUCUUGAGGUUUGCGUAGCCUUUUUCCUGCUCCUCGUCUUGGUCUGGUUCCUUAAUCGGGAAUUUGAGGUCAGCUACCGUUUGCAUUACCAUGGUAACGUGGAAGCUGAUCAACAUCGCAUCAAGAUUCAGAACAUGAGGGAUCAAGCUGACUGGCUGCUUCGCAAUAUCAUUCCAAUCCACGUGGCAGAGCAGCUCAAAGUCACUCAGAGUUACUCCAAGAACCACGACAACGUGGGUGUCAUAUUUGCAAGUAUCGUAAACUUCAGUGAGUUUUACGAGGAGAGCUAUGAAGGAGGCAAAGAGUGCUAUCGCGUCCUCAAUGAGCUCAUAGGCGACUUUGACGAGCUCCUACGAAAACCUGCGUUCGCAAAUAUCGAGAAGAUCAAGACCAUUGGAGCCACUUACAUGGCAGCCUCUGGACUCAAUGCUCAGCAGUGCGCGGAUGCAGCUCAUCCUCAUGCACACCUCCGUGCUCUUUUUGAAUUUGCCCUUGAGAUGAUGCGUGUGGUGGACGACUUUAACAAAAACAUGCUGGGUUUUGGCUUUAAGCUCCGCAUUGGGUUUAACCACGGCCCUCUGACAGCGGGUGUGAUUGGCACCACCAAACUUCUCUACGACAUUUGGGGUGAUACUGUCAACAUCGCCAGCCGCAUGGAUACUACAGGUGUGGAGUGUCGCGUCCAGGUUAGUGAGGAAAGCUAUUGUGUGCUUAGCGGCAUGGAUUACGAGUUUGAUUAUCGGGGUACGGUUAAUGUCAAAGGUAAAGGGCAGAUGAAGACCUUCCUUUACCCUAAAAGCAGUGACAGUGGCCCCGUGCCUCAGUACCAACUCUCGGUCUCACCAGAGAUCCGAGCACAGGUGGAUGGGAGCAUUGGACGCUCUCCCACUGACGAAAUAGCCAGCAUGGUUCCUACAUCCAGCACGUCUGCAAGAAACGCAAAUCCUUUAGUACUCAGUGCUAGUACGGGUUCCUCAAAGACAAGAGGGCUAAACAACCUGAAAGAGGCAGACAUCUAUGAAAGACGCCCUUCCUCAGAAGCUGCUUGCACCAGGCGGUCCAUGUCUCACAGUGGCUUAACAUCCAUACCUGCCAACAAUACAGAAGGAUCAUCUUCAAACAUCUCAUCCCACGUCCAACACGAAACAUUCCAAAACUCCACAAGGUGUCUGAAAGACAAUAAGAGCGACAAACACGAGAAAGAGGACACUGCUGCUGGAGAGUUAACCAGGCUUUAAGGAUUCGUUUAUAUGAAUAUGUCUUGUUACAAGUUCUCAGCCCUUUAAACAGUAGUAACUGUUCUUUUCUGUGUAGAAGUGCUGUACAUUUGUAAGCAGAAGGGGAGACUGGCUUUUUCCUGUCAGUUAGGGAGGGAGGUUAUUUGCUGUCUGUGCGUGUAAAACCUUUAUUUUUUUAAACCUAAGAAGAAAAAAAUCAAAUCCUGCAUAUUAGGUUAAAUCUUCAGUUUUUGGCAAACAUUGAUGUUUAUCAGUAUUUUUAGGAGUAUAAGUACCCCUGCCUAAAAAUGAUGCGACAUAUGUAUGGAUUCUCAUACCAUCAAUGCCUGCAGAGAUGCACAUGUCACAUCAGGCUCUGAUGGGUUGACUGAUUUGAUUUUCACUGCACCUUUAAUCUUGAUUAUUUCUUAUGUCUUUUAAGUGCCUUUAGAAUAGAAUACAAUGUCAACUAGGCCUUUUUAGAAAAAAGGGAAUAACAACAUAAAGGGAAAAUUGUAAAUAGGAAUUUUUGGGUGUAAAAAAAAAGAAAUGCUUUGCUUUUGUUUACUUCACCAACUCUGUUUUGUUUUGCGCCAGUAUUGUUGUCUUUUUACUCAUAGAUGAAAACUAGAAAAUGUGAUAUAGGAAUAAGAAAAAGGUCCUAAAUGAGGGAAAACGUGCACACAAAUGGUCUUGUGGAUGUGUCAAAGUGGGAAAAUUCCUCAUGAGAGUCACAGCCAGGACUAAUCAAUACAGGCUACAGGCUAACAAGGAUCAGCUGCAUAUAUUGUGGGAAUGUAUCUGCAUGCAUGUAAUGUAGUGCGUGUCUGUGUGCUUGUAAAGUCAAGUCAUGCAACUCUUAAUGGGCAAACUGCAGGAUUACAGGGGCUCUAGGAAUUGCUUCAAGGAGCAAGAAGAAAAAAAAAGUUGCUGAUGAGACGGCUUUUUCUCUGUCAACAGUUUGCGUUGCUUCAAGAUUGACAGACAAUUACCUGGACUAAACUGAAUCAGCAUGCUUGCAGCACAUAAAGAUUUCCAGCAUUUUGACCCUCUAGAAUAGCUGUGGUGUCGUGUAUUUCAAUCUACCCUGCGCUCUACCUGUGGGGUGCUUUAACUCAUGACUUUGAAUGGGCUACUAAUGACAUUGUGUGUUCAUUUAUAGUGGUUCGAGGUCAUCAAUGAGGUUAACGGAUGUUUUUAAAUCGUGUGUGUUGCAUACAUUUUGAGCUAUUAAGAGGGGGAGUCGCCCUCUGCUAUCUGUAAUGAAAGGCAUUGCAGGAGAGCUUGAUGCUUUUGCUGUUUUCAGUCUUUAAACAGCAUGAAAAUUAAUGUAAUAACAAUGUAAAUGCAAUGUACUAAAUAAAUUGAAUACCUUUUUUUGUUUUUGUUUCUGUUUAAUAGAAAAUUGUUAAGUUGAUUUUAUAGCUGUGCAUUCUGCCUCAAUCAGCGUUUCUCAGCUAAAAAGUAUUGUGUGCUCAGUGACAAAAAGGACCUUCACCUUUAAUGGCUGUUUUUAUUAAUUAAUUAUAACCCUAAUUUAAAUCCAUAGAACACUAUCAAUCUAGGAUUUUAAAAUCCUUACCAAGAAAACAGUUGUAGAAAAUGAUUUGUCUAUUUUUGUUGAACAUAAAAAACCCAGUUUCAUUAAACAUUUUGCAUUUCUUAAUACUGUAAUAAAGGCAAGGACAGGGUAUGGGUAAUAGGUGCCUUUAUGUGUAAUUUAAUUUUCAAAACAUUGCAUAUAUUUGCAGUAUUUUACAGCUUGAAUUUUUUUUUUCCUGUCUGAGUUUGGAGCAGUGCCUUUUCUUAAAAUAUUAAAAUGAAAUGUAAUAAAAUACACAAUAACAUAAUUUAAAGUGGUAAAAUUAUUGCAAUAUUUUGUCCUCUGUUAUAUGCCAACAGUAAUAGGUUAACUUACAUUUUGGUUGAACAUAAAAGGAACGAUUUGUUUGUUAAUGAGCACAGAAUUCUGGUUUAAAAUUUGUUUUCCACAUGAAAGGGACAAAAAUUACUGUUCAUUUAGGGUUAAAUGCUUGUGUAGCUGAUGACUCUUGAUUGUCAUGUAAGGUAUUCUCUUGUAUUAUUAAAGUUGAAAGAUGUGUUGAAACUGUGAGCAUUUUGGCAACAAAAAGUUAUUUUGCAAACAUAUGUUAACUUGGCAUGACUUAGUUGAGUGUAACAUUCUGAGCUCCACUAUAGAUCAACGCUUUGGAAAAUGCUGGUGCCAAAGAGUGUCAUUUUCAUUACUUGCAAUUUCUGUAUUUGAUUUGAUCUCUUCGAAACUUAUUUGAUAGCAACAAUUUCUACAGUCAGCGCUCAUCCUACUCACAGUUAAAUACGAUUGCUUAAGGCUCCUUCAUACAUAGUAUGCUUUUCUGUUGUAUGCACACUUCUUUUUUAUCAUUUAUAUAAGUGCAUGUACAAAAAGUAUUAAAUAGCCUAAAAUAA
Messenger RNA from Oryzias latipes (Japanese medaka), 8067 nucleotides. RefSeq names its product adenylate cyclase 9b (gene adcy9b). Gene Ontology annotation, biological process: cyclic nucleotide biosynthetic process; intracellular signal transduction; adenylate cyclase-activating G protein-coupled receptor signaling pathway. Gene Ontology annotation, cellular component: plasma membrane. The record is from RefSeq and is a predicted model, not a curated record. Lineage: Eukaryota; Metazoa; Chordata; Actinopteri; Beloniformes; Adrianichthyidae. Gene Ontology annotation, molecular function: adenylate cyclase activity.